Molecule: messenger RNA, 1624 nt
Organism: Emericellopsis atlantica
Lineage: Eukaryota; Fungi; Ascomycota; Sordariomycetes; Hypocreales; Bionectriaceae
Exons: 2
Coding region: 7-1458 (483 amino acids)
Cellular component (GO): cytosol; COP9 signalosome
Source: RefSeq, a predicted model, not a curated record
GGCUGGAUGACUUCUGCCUGUAGUUACCCCACCAAGACUCGCCCCGCCCACCGCGGUGAAGCUGCAGCUACUCCACAUUCUGCCAUCCUGCCAUCAGCAAUCAUCGUCACUCGCUUCGAGAGCUGUAGCACACACAGCCAACGCCUCCGAAAACCCUCCCCAUUGAAGACGGAUCAAAGACACUCGACACUCGGCAUCAUGGCGCCAGAUCCGGCUGUCCUGCAAAGACUCCAGGUCAUCGCAUCCAAACCCAUCGACCAACAGCCCGCCCUCUACGAGAAUGCCCUCGCCUACAUCUGCGACAGCUCCUCAGCGGACGCGACGGCCGACAACUUUAUCGCCGUCAUCUCCACGCUUUUCGAGCAUCCCUCUGGCGUGGUCAUGUCUCGAUCCGUCCUCGCCGCGUUUGUAGCACGACUGAGGGACCUCAAAAACCAUGACCUCUGGAUCGACGUCGGCAAUCGCACCCUGGACAUUCUGGCCGCGCAGUCCGCCGUCUUCCCCGAUGCCGUCGCCGUCCUGCGCGAGCUCAUCGCCACGGCGCACGAGAACAAUGAAGACUUUGUCGAGGCGGCCAAGGUCCUGGCCGACAUCCCCCUCGACUCGUCACAGCGCCAGGUCACCGUCCAGGAGCGCGCCACGACCUGGAUCCGCAUCGUCCGCAACUACCUCGAGGUCGACGACAGCACCGCCGCGAGCGCCUACAUCUCCAAGCUCAAGAACAUUAUGCACCGGGUCCAGGACCAGGGCCUGACGCUGCACUUCAACCUGUCCCAGGCACGCAUCCUCGACGCGCAGCGCGAGUUCCUCUCGGCGGCCAACAAGUACCACGAGAUCAGCUUCUCGCUCGCCAUCGCGGAGGAGGAGAGGCUGCACACGCUGAGCAUGGCAGCCAAGUGUGCCAUUCUGGCGCCAGCCGGGCCGCUGCGAAGUCGGACGCUGGGCCGACUCUACAAAGACGAGCGGUCGGCGCAGCUGGACGAGUUUGGGAUCCUGGAGAAGAUCUUCCUGGACAGGGUGCUCACAGCCAAAGAGGUCGAGACCUUUGCCGAGGGUCUGCAGCCACACCAGCUGGCGACCACGGCGGACGGCACGACCGUCCUGGCCAAGGCGGUCAUGGAGCACAAUCUGCUCGGCGUCUCCAAGCUGUAUAGCAACAUUCGAUUCGACGCCCUCGGGUCGCUCCUGGGUCUGGACGCCAACAGGGCGGAGGAGACGACGGCGAGGAUGAUUGAGCAGGGCCGACUGGCGGGGCGGAUCGAUCAACUCGGAGGGCUCGUCUACUUUGACGGUGGCGAGGCCUCUGGUCAGAAGGGGAGUGGCCGCACAGAGACUGUCGUGGGCAAGGAGAUGAGGCGAUGGGACGCCAAUGUGGAGAGUCUGUCAGAGGAGGUUGAGAAUAUCACAAACGCGCUCGACGAGCAAUUCCCGGCUUUCGUCGAGGCAAAUCUGGCCUAGGGCGGCAUAGAACGGAAUAAAGACGGGGGGAACGGGAACAAAUAGGCAUCAAGAGGGCAUGGCAUGGCGCAAACGGGCACGGUUCAUUCAAAAACACAGCAUAGGACAGGGCUUUCUUUCGCAAGCGACGCUAGUAGCGUGCAUCAUGGCGUAUACAUUCACUCCA